This is a messenger RNA of Funneliformis mosseae, 2847 nucleotides long. NCBI's taxonomy places the organism in Eukaryota, Fungi, Glomeromycota, Glomeromycetes, Glomerales, Glomeraceae. The record is from the annotation of a GenBank genome assembly.
AUGCUUGAUAAACAUCCUUCAAACGCUAAAGUGAAUAUAGGAAAGAAGGAUGAAAUUGAUAAUGUCGAAAAUUCCAUAAUAGAUAGGAAUAUGUCAACAGUUUCUUUUUUGACAGAGGAGGAGGAAGCAGCCAUAACUUCUGAAAGAGUUAAAACAGCUGCUAAACUCGAAGGUAUUUCAACCGAAAAAGUCUUAUCUAGAAAUAAAAAGGCCACUAUUAAUAAUAACGUAGCUACAAAUACAUCCGGAAAUAGCACGGAUCGAUUAUCAAAAGAGUCAGGUAUAGGUUCAAGCGUUAGUAGUUCAUUGGAUGAAAAAGAUGAUGAAAUAGAUAAUUCUCCUAGUGAAUUAUUCACUUCUUUUCAAUCUAAUACUAAUACUGAAAACACAAAAAUAUCGCCUAGAAAGCAGAAACAACAUAGAAAAAAUGAAUUAUCUUCCUCGGUUCAUGUAGAUCUUAAUUCUGAAAUACCGGAAUCAAAUUGUACGUUUAAUGAUACAGAAUCUUCAACAUCAGGUGGAACGAAUAAUGAACCAGAUUCACCAUCAUUACCAAAUAAUUCCACAACAACUGAAUUUGUAAAAAGAAAACAUUCUUUUAAAAGGAAAAAUUCAAGUCGGUCAAUAUUUAGUGUAUUGUCCUCAGGAUCACUUCGUUCUUCAACUUCUCGUAAUUCUCGGGGGGGUUCUUUUUCUUUAUCAGACCCUGAAGAUGAACUCUCUAAUCAUAAUCAAAGAGUUUCUAUAGUGGAUUCUCCUUCAAAAGCUGAACGUAUAUUAAGCCGUUCGGGUUUUUCUUCCUUGUCAAUAAGGCGACGUCGUUCUAAAUCAACAAUGUCUGUUGCUCUGCCCGAGAAAAAUAAUAUAAUCUCCCCCAGAUUAUCAAGUUCUCCUGAAAGUUUAUCCAAGGCUGGUAAAAUUUUGGGUUUAACGGCUUCUGAAGCAAAAAUUUUAUUAGAUAAACCAGAUAAUAAUAACAAUAAGCCGACGAGAAAAGUUUACGGAUUUAGACCUUCAUCUUCAUCAUCAGAAGAAAAAGUCGUACUCCCUACUUCAAAUAAUGCAAAGAACAGCAAGAUAUUUGGAUAUGAUGAUAAUAUAUCACUUUUAGAUAGAUCGAGUAAAGCGAGUAAAUUAUUAGGUUUGGAUGAUGGUGAAUUAAGCAGAAGGGCAACUUCAAUGUGUUUGGUAUCUGAGUUUAAAAGUAUUAGUAAUAAUACAAAAUCAAAUUUAGGUGGAGGGAAUUUGGGAUGUCCGAUAACAGUAGCUAGUAUAAGAGAAAGUAUAAUAACGUAUCGAGGGAUUUUAUCAAAAUAUACAAAUGCGAGUUUUAAAUUAUCAAAAUCAUGGAAAAGGAGAUAUUUUAUAUUAUCCAAAAAUAUCCUAUAUUGUUUUAAAUCGUCAGAACGUACUUCCCAAUUAUUAGAUCAAUUUGAAUUCAACGCUGACAGUGUCGUUUGUGUUAGUGAAGCUUUUAAUGGUAAAAGUUGGGUGUUGCAAGUUGGCAAACCAAAUCAAAAACCUUGGUUUAUACAAGCUGAUAAUGUUGAAGAUAUGAAAUGUUGGUUAAGUGAAUUAAAAUCUAUUGCGGUAAAUUGUAGGUCAAAUUCAUCUGAAUUAUCUGCUAUACCUCCUGCUUCACACACACCGCGACCUUUUAUGUUAACUUCUUUGCCUCCCCCUCCUCGUCCUAGAUCCGCUCCUUCCCUUGCUUCCUGUCCUCCUUCACCAACCAUAUCAUUCACUUCACCAAUUUCUUCUCAUAGUCGUCAUAAUGUUCCUGCUGAUGUUGAAGAAUUAUCAAAUAGUCCAAUUAAUAAUCAUGAUUAUCAUUCGGAAAUUCAUCCACGUCCUUCUUCUCCUGUUGAAACAUUAUCGCCUCCAAGAGCAAGAAUUAACAAUGCAGCAAAACUUACAAAUCAUCAACAUAAAGAUUCAACAUCUAGUACACACUCAACUAAUAGUACUUCAACCUCAAGACGAAGAACAAGAUCAGGUUCUUUUGAUAAUUCUUUAUCAAUCAAUACUUCUCUGAUACAGAAGCAACAACAACAAUCCUCUAUAAAUUAUUCACCUAAAAGGUCUUCUCGUCUAGAUAGUCAUAGAGAAAGCAUUCCAAUUAUGAUGCCAUCUUGGGGUGUAAGAAGUGCUUCUCCUACUUCACUGUUAAAUCCUUUUGUUAGCUAUACUUCGUUACCACCUCCACCACGUUCUACACGUACUCAUCCACGUAGUGAUCAAACAAUACUUCCUAAAUCCGUUAAAUUAUCUCAUUUACCAAAUCCACCUAAACCCCCGGAAGGUCCGAAACCCGUAAGGAAUAGUGUACGAGUUUCUUCAAUUGAUCCUGAUCGUCGUAUAACUCGUAGUCCUCCAAAUAUUCCUUUACCUCAACCACCUCCUCGUCCAAUAAAUACGAUAACUCCUGGUUCACGCGCUACUUCUCCAAUACCUUCACAUAAAAAUAAUAAACAUGUAAUACCUCCUCCACCAUCUACACAUUUGAUAUCAUCACUAAUACCUCCUCCUGUGCCACCACCAAGAAGGCCGGGUGCGGAUAGACGAAUUGGAGGAAAGGGAUCUAGUUCUGAUGCGGAAAAUUUACCCCCAGAGAACAUUAGCACUCACGGAAGGACAAUGACGUUACCUGUUAAUUUACCUUCGAAUCCACAUUCUUUCACCAAAUUACCCACCAGAUCAAAAUCUCCUCCUCCUUCAAGGAAUCAUGUUACUUCGAUGGUGUAUUCUUCAAGUCCUUCAAGAUUUCAAACUAUGUCAGUUCAUUUACCCUACUUUACUUUGCCUCCUCCAACACGUCCUCCUGAUGUUCCUUUACCUCCUUGGUGA